This is a messenger RNA of Doryrhamphus excisus (bluestripe pipefish), 6395 nucleotides long. Its product is annotated as KAT8 regulatory NSL complex subunit 1-like. NCBI's taxonomy places the organism in Eukaryota, Metazoa, Chordata, Actinopteri, Syngnathiformes, Syngnathidae. Gene Ontology annotation, cellular component: NSL complex. The record is from RefSeq and is a predicted model, not a curated record. Gene Ontology annotation, molecular function: histone acetyltransferase binding.
UUUGGGAAGUGGUCUCACCUGUGAGGACCGACUUGGAUGCAUCCAUACGGCUCUGCCUGGAAACAAGGACAACAUAGGUGGAAUAUUUACGGGACUCUCAAAAAAGGGCGACGGCUUCUAAAAUGACAACAAUUGAUCAUAUCUUUAUCAUUCAAUCGAAAUAAUAAUGUAUUGAUCUCGAAAGCAAUUCAAACGUUCAGUAGCAUAUGUUAUACAAAACAAUACACAUUUUAAAAAGCUAUGUACAUUUAUCAAAAUAACACCUGAUAAAUAACGAUCAAAUGCUUAUUAUUAUCAAUGCACACAGCACAUAAAGUACGCUUUAAAUUACGUAAAAUGCUCAUAUUCCAACAACAAAUUGAAUUCUAAUAAGUUAUACAUAGUCCAGAGGGUGUUUUUUCUAGAUUCGCUGGAUGAAUAUGAUCAUGAAAAUGACAUGAGAUCGAUAUGAUCAACGGAUCAAUAUGACCAAGAAGAUAUUAGAUGAGUACGACCACGAAGAUGUUAUUUAAAUGAAUAUGAUCAUGACUAUAUCAGAUGAUAAUAUUGUCUUUGAAACCUUUAUGGCGUUUCUUCCCCCUAGCGGCGGGCGCUGGCAGCGUAUCCCGCCUACUGGCAAGCGGCACACGCACACGCACACGCACGCUAGUGUGUUUGUCAGACUCAAAGCCGAGCGCGAGCAGCUAGCCGCCAUUUUCUCCGCGUCUCUCCCUAAAAGCAGAGAAAAAGACUCGCGUCAAAACGCCAUCCGGAUGGUCCUCCGCUCGUCGAAAAUCGGGGAUUGUGCCGACGGUAUCCGCGAGAUUGCCUCCAUUUGAGCAAGUUUGGGACGGAAAGGAGUGUUUGACGGCCUUGUGCGAAAUUGGCCGCAGCGAGGGGAGCUAGUAGGCGAGCAAGGUGUAGAUCGUUGAUUCGUCCAUUGCCUCAAUCCGGAACGAAGCCGAGCGGCGCCGUGAAGCGGGCCGUUUGGCACCCCCGGUUGCGAUUUUUGGACACAUUAAUGGCAUAGAGGUCGAUUCCUACCGCCUUCUUGCCACAGCGCCCCUGUUUUUUCCACCCAAGUGUUGGGGAUUGUUAACCAAAUUCCCUCGGAUAGUGCAAGCUCGUCACGUGGUAGGUUCCUCCUUUUUCUUUGUUAGCAGCUAGCCUACGUUAGCAUGCCAGUCUGCUCUCAACAAGCACCGGCUGUUGUUAUUGCCGUGCAAUACGCAGGAAUGGAAGCCUGGCCCCGUUGUGUCUUUGCAAGGCUUCUAGCUCGCCAUUCCGUGGAUCCCGUCGAUGUGCGCUGCUGUUGUGCUUGGAUUGACUUGACAUAAUAACCUCGUAAUGUGGCUGUGGAUUCCACUGUGGGCGUUAUUCGCUCUACGUAGCCACUGGCUAAACGCUAGCUUGUAUAAUGCGGAUAGAUAAAGAACCGUAUUAAUAAGACUACUAAUAAUAGAGUCGUGUUGUGUUGGUUGCAUCAGCAGAGCUAACGGGGCUAACGUUAGCCUUCCUGACAUUUAAUUUCACACUGUCAUACAUGCUCAGCUUGAUGUCACUGGCGCCAACAUGCGUGUGCACGUUUGGUAAACACUAUGAAGACAUUUUGAUGUUUGCGAGCUUGUAAAUGGACGCAUUGUCACUAUGUAUGCCCCAGUCAUGCCAUCGGUGUGUAGGAUGGACGUGUUAUGUGCUAAAAUGCAUUACAUAAUGUGCGUCGGAAAUCCCAACAUGGCGUAGUGGCGCUGACUAGAAACUGCAGUGAAAUAGUGAGAGGCCCAUUCAUGGCAGCCUGCACACAUCCGCCUUCAUCUUUGCCAUCACAGGCAGCCCUCUUUCAAGUGCACAGCUCGCUGCUUUGACUGUCACUGUUUGUGUGUGUGUGUCUAUUUGCUAAAUAGUCCCAUCUUGAAUGUUGAUGACAUCAUGGGCUUUGGUCCUAAAUCCAUCUACUUAUUGCCCUCAGCACUAAGGCCACAUGUAGCCUUUAGCGCUAAUCUUUUUUUUUUAUGCUCACCUUACAAAUUCUUCCUCUUAGCAUCAACAAGAUGGUCCAGUUUGUUGCAGUGUAGCGUUUAACUUGAUUUGUUGAGAAUGAAUGUAUGACCUUUGCACUGAAGGCUGACAACCUGUAGUUCAAGUUGUAUGCAUAUAUUGCAUAUCCUAGUAGUGUUUUGUACCACUUCCUCCUCCUUCACUGAAGAUGCUGUGUACUGGCGCAUAAUCAAGAAAGGUGCAUUAUAUGUGACAUUUGUGGUAUAAAUAACAUGCCAAACUCCACUUUUAUCAGUGUUGUGAAUGUGCAAGGUUAGAUUGUUGCCUCCACCAAGGCUGUCCUCCGGGGGGGCAGUAAGCGGGUGGUGUGGAGCAGGCCGCGGUGCCCGUCCCUCUGCACUGCAUGGCUGCGAUGGCGCCCGCUCUCACCGACGCCCCAGCCGAAGCUCACCACAUCCGCUUCAAACUGGCUGCCCCGUCAUCGAGUCUGUCCGCAGCCAGUGCAGAGAACAACGGUAACGCCAACAACAUACUCAUCCACGGCACCGGCCCCGCCAAGUGUAAGGUCGCGUCUGAAGAAACGGGUCCUCUUGUUGACUUCUGCGGCGGAGACCAGGACCAGCAACAGCAGCAGCAGUCCCAAGCCGACUCCGUGGCCCAGGCGUCGGCCCUGGGCAAGCUCCAGCCACUGGUGGCUUCCUAUCUCUGUUCUGAUGUGAAAUCUGUUCCGUCAACUAAGGAGUCAAUCACUCUUCAAGGAGUCCUCAUCAAACAGUCGGUCUUGAAAAGUCACAGAAUAUUGCCCAGCUCCCUGCUCAACGGCGGAGACUUCCUGUUGAGGAAGCGGCACGCCAUCGAACUUUCAGGAGGCCAACUCAAAAGCCUCAUGAGUGGCAGCACGAACGGUGGGGGCCAGCCUAUGGCACCUGUCAAUGGCCUAGCCAAGAAGCUGGCCACCAUGUCUGGCUCCAGUUGUGUGAUGGCCAUGAAUGGAGAUAAGACUCCUGCCUCCACAGACUCCCAAUCCCAGAACCAGACUUUGGACUCAAACGCCCUGACAGCAAACCUAGUAGGUCAUAUUCCAGUGAAAGGAACCGUUAAACACAAGCAUUCCCCUGGAGUUUGUCAAAAUACGGAACCAACAGACCAUCAGACUGUUGCACUUUCCCGCUGUUCGCAUGACAACCGCGACGCCGGUGUAGAAGUCAAGUUGGAGGAGACGGAUGCGCACACAACUACUAGUACCAGUACUAGUCCGUCACAUGGUUUAGACAGGGAGAGACCGGGUUGUAGCCAGCAGGGCUCCCCGUCUUUGGACAUUCUUGACACGCAAGUCGCGGAGCGCACGCGCCUCAGCAGAAGCCGGCAAGUCGAAAUUGAAAAUCGCCUUCGACGGCUGCGCAAACGUCUUCAGGUGGUCCAGGCCAAGCAGGUGGAACGACACAUUCAGCAGCAGCUCGGCGGCUUCCUGGAUACAGCUGUCAGUCGACUGUUGGCUGGGAACCGCAAAGACCAGGCCGCCCCCACGGCAACAUGGAGGACAGGCCGCCACUCUUCGUCAAACAACAGAGACAGUUUGGGGCGCUUCCUAAAGAGCGGCUCCAUGCCUUUGGAACUGGAGAGGUUGUAUCUGAGCGGCUCGGCGAACCUGCACUCGGCGGAGACGGCGUUCGACUCGGAUGUAACGGAGAGCAGCUCUGGAGGAGACUCAGACCUGGAGGAGGAGGAGCUGACCCGGGUGGACAUUGAGCAGCGCCAUGUCAAAAUAUGGAAGCGUGCGGAGAGUCGCUACACGCUGGAGAGAGCGGCGAUCAUCAGUCACUGGAACUGGCUGCAGGCUCACAUCUCCGACUUGGAGUAUCGCAUACGGCAACAGACAGACAUUUACAGACAGAUUCGCGCGAGCAAGGGCUCAGUGGAGCUAGGAGGUGUUGGUCCUCAAGAAGUCAAGAUGGAGCCUGCGAAUGCUCAGGAUGCAACUUCAGAGCGUCUAGAGCACGGUUCCCCUGCAGAGCCUUGGAAAGGUCAAAACGGGCAACCGGUCAACGGCGUCCUGAGCAGGAUGGCGGAGUGUGUGGAUGGAAAACACCAGCAGCCGCUUGACAGUACGUGUGUGGCAGCACGGACGCGGCCGCUCGUGAGUUGGCGCCGACGGAGGCUCAUUCAGCCCAAUACCGUGGCGAACCUGACUGGCAAGGCGUCCAGAAGCAGCCUCAUCCAGUGCACGUGCCGGGUCAACCCAAGCUGUGUGAUGUGCGGUGGCCGGCCCACCCCCAGAGAAGACCCCCAGUACGAGCUGCCCACCCUGGAGCGCCUGUCAAGACUGGAUCUUGGCGUCCACCCCAUCCUCUCCUUCCCUGACGACGUUUGUAUCGGCCUUCGUCUGCAGCAGGUGAUGAAGAGCUCGUGGAACAGCAGGUCGCUGGAGAGGAGCAAACCUCUCAAGAAGCUCUCUCUCAAACACAAGCUGUCGUCCUCCAAAGAGAAGCACAAGUUUGCCAACUCGCUCAUGGCAGUCAGGCUGGGUCACUACAAGAGUCGAGCUGACAAGUUGAGGACACUGGAGAGCAGCGCCGCUGCGUGUAAGACGGAGCGGCUACAUGCCGCGCCACUGGGUCCGUACGAGAGGAACUACAGCCGCAAGAGACUGCGAGAGCCCUUGUUGGACACCAGUGACUCCUCUCCAAAGCUCUUUGUGGACACCAGCGGUCCUUGUCCAUCACUGGCCAGCAUGCAUGCGUCCUUGCACAGCCCCGUCACACGCCAGCUGUCCACGUCAUCGGACAACGCCAUGCCGCUGGGCAUCGGCCCACCUCUGCCCAUCAAGAGAAGGCGGGGAGAAAGCUCCUUCGAUAUCAACAACAUUGUCAUUCCUAUGUCCGUGGCCGCGACCACACGAGUGGAGAAGCUGCAGUACAAAGAGAUCCUCACGCCCAGUUGGCGAGCUGUCGACGUCCUAUCUCAGCCCAUGGCGGAGGACGAGGAUGAGCGUGACGUGGAGGACUUGUCGGACGCCGCCUUCAUCCUGCUGCAUCAGCCCUACGAGGACCAGGAGCGAUCUCGCUGGACUUGGAUGGCCUUGGCCCCGGCGAAGAGGAGGGGCAGCAGGUCGUACAAGUCUGUCGAUGGCCGCACCACCCCACUCUUGUGCGGCACCAACCCGUCUACCCCACAGCCGGCGUCCCCCGACCCCAGCCACUACCCCAUGCUUCACGACUACAGCCACGUGCCGUCACCCAUGAGUCCAGCCAGCCCCGACACUGCAUCCAACCCCCACACACCGUGCUCCAGGGACUCCCAUAGACUUCUGUCCAGCGAGGACACGCGCUGCUCCACGCCGGACUUCACCUUUGAGGAAAGGACUGUGGCGCCGUGGGAGCGGCGAAACUUCCCGUUGCCCGAAGACCCCACCCCAGAGCCCGAGGUGGAGGGCGAGCCCCACAGGCCUAGGAUGCGAAGCAUCUCAGGCUGCCGAGCGAGCACUUAUGGCCGACUGGAUUCAGACGACGGUGAAACGCCUUGUGAGGAUGGCGGUCCAAAACACAAAGCGUCAGGCCACCGAUGAGCGGGCGGCGCUCGUACAUGAACUUGAGCGGACUUGAAGUGGCUCCUGUUGUUUGAUAUUCAAACAUCAGUCUAAUUCUUUCACAGUUUUUAGUGAACAUGACGCAGAUAGAAGCCUUUCCCGACAAAAAACAUGUUACAGUAUGGUUUGUGUAGUAGGCUAAACAAUGUACAUGGGGGCUUAGUGGUGUUUCAUAUGUGCCGUGUACACUCGUAGCGCACUAUGUAGCGACUCCUCCCAAUAUGGCCAAAGGGUGUUUUUCUAUCAUUAGUUUGCUUGUAAUUCCCAUGUACAUUUUUAGUGGAGUGACAAAUAACAAAAGAAAAAAAAAACUCCCACCCCCCCCAUCCAAAUAAACAGGUACAUUUAGGAUGUGGCCCCUCCCCUUUGGCGGCGGCCUGACAUCAGAGCACUUGUUUAGUUUUGUUGCUUUUUCCAUUCCGGACAUGUUUGUAUGUUGUGUGUUCCAGCGUAACGUUGUCUUUGACUAGUGAACCAUUCCUACGUGACGCUGGGGUGUCUUUCAGCAUUUGUCCUGCAGGAGGCGCUGCUGCAUGCUAAACAUGCUAACACUUGUCACAUGUAGCAGCUCUCAGCAAGAUGCCACCAGAGCUCAGGUUGUUCAACCUUAAGGGAAACUCUCCUGUUCACAUCCGAACCACACGCUCCCGUUGACUUGAUUACUAUGCAAAAUUGAAAAGAAAAAAAAAAAAUCCAUCCUUUGCUUUUGCCACAGCCAAUCACUGUUGUCUUUUCAGUAGUGACGUCACACGAUGUACCGUUUGAUUGUUGCAGCAGUUAAUCACGUUUCUUUUUGUAAAUAGCUCCAUUAAAACAUUUAUGUUAUAUCUUG